UAAGAACUAGCUAUCUGUGUUUUGGUGACAGUUUCGUCGAGUUCUUGGCUUGUUGCUGGAUUGGUCGCAAACCCGGGAUGGUAAUGGGUCCUAAGCCCUUGUCAGUGGUAUUGGUAUUAUUAUGUGUGGUCUGUGUAACCGUUGUCCAAGGGUUCAAGGAGAAGAAGCGAUUUUCAUACGAGAAAGGAGUUGUGAAAACUUUGUCCCACUGUCCAGGGCAUUAUUGUGGCCGCACAGAGCUUGAGAAUGGGUCAUGGUCAGCUUGUGGGGCAUGUGAACGUGGACUGCGUCGAAACGAAUCAAGUGCCUGUGUUGAAUGUAAUGACAAGCCAGAGUUCUACGAUAAAUUGUAUCUCGGUUUCAUGGGAUUACUACCUCUUACAUUUCACUUGGGAUGUAUUGAUGCCGCGGCAAUGAGACGAACGUUUACUAGAGAGGUGAUGACUCUUUAUGCCUCAGCAGUUAUAGAAGUUGUAGUAGCUGCUGUGGUAACAUUGUUGGUAACAGAACCUGUGGGCUCAUUCAGCAUCCGUUCAUGCAAAGUCCGCAAGCUAGCAGACUGGUAUCCCCUCUUGCAUAAUCCCAACCCCAACUAUGAAGGACCACUACACUGCACACAAGAAGCUGUGUACCCAUUGUACUCGAUGGUGUUUGUGUUUUAUACCCUCUGUCUGCUUGUGAUGUUGCUGGUACGACCUUUAUUAUCCUCCAAGCUGUUACCAGGGAGAGGAAAAUCGGCAAUUUAUUCUGCACUCUACUUUUUUCCUGCACUUAUUGUGACACAUGCUGUGGGAGCUGGUCUCAUUUAUUAUUCAUUCCCAUAUAUGGUAAUCAUACUGUCAGUCAUUUCAAAUGCUGCACAUUUUGCCUUCCAAUUGGAUCAGUCCAUGUCUGCUUUGCUCGAGGGAUGUGUUCGGGAUGUCCGAAAUCUUGUCAUACUGCUUGGUCACUGGGGCUUGCACGCUUAUGGAAUCAUAGCCAUAACGCAACUUAAAGAAGGAGUUUUACAUGGAUCACUGUGUGCGUUGGUUCCUCUACCUGCUUUGUUCUACAUUCUCACCUCAAAAUUUACAGAUCCAUCCCGCAUAAACAACUAAAAUAUUUUACCCUUUAUACAGUGGUAAGUUAUACAGUCUUUGUAACAAAGCAUUUUGUAGUGGAAGGUUUCUUCAGGUAAACCAAGUUUCCAUUAAUAUGAGGAGAGUUGUUUUGCUAAAGUAAGCACAAGUGACUUGCAUAUAAGUAAUUGUUGUAGCUUUAGUGAUUCAUUGUACAUAGUGUGCAAAUAUACAUAGUAAUGUAUAUUAAACAAAUUCAGGUAUUAGAUAUACUUAUCUCCCAGUUUCUGUGAUAUUUAAAGUUAAGAAUCAUUAUAGUCUACAUGAGAUGGUAACAUAAAUGAAGUACAGUUAGUGAUUUAAAAGAAUGAAUUGAAUAUAUUUUCUGUUAAAAUUGUUUAGAAAGGUAUUAGUACUGUAUGCUUAAAUUGUAUUCCAUUAUGUUGAGUGAAUGAAGAGUGAUGAUGAUGAUGUUUUAAUUGCACAGUACUUACUUUUAAUAAGAGAAUUUAAUAUGUGGAUGAACACGAAGUUUUUAAACAAUAUUACUUGUUAAUUUAUUGGAAUACCCAUUGUUCAGAUAAGAUACAUUUUGCAGGAUCUUUGGUUUUUGGAUUGUUAUUAACUGUGGCCCACUAGUAAAUUGAUCUUGAGUCUCUAGGAGAGAUAAAUGUUAUUUUUAUGUAGUUAGUUUGAAAGAAUGUCAUUAAUCUGAAUGUUCUUAAGAUGAGUAGAUUUUGCUUGUUUUAUAUUUCUUGUAUCCUGUAUCAUAAAGUUCAUGGCACAUCA
This is a messenger RNA of Macrobrachium nipponense, 1847 nucleotides long. Its product is annotated as JNK1/MAPK8-associated membrane protein-like. Gene Ontology annotation, biological process: response to unfolded protein. The transcript is spliced from 6 exons. Gene Ontology annotation, molecular function: ubiquitin protein ligase binding. Lineage: Eukaryota; Metazoa; Arthropoda; Malacostraca; Decapoda; Palaemonidae. The record is from RefSeq and is a predicted model, not a curated record. Gene Ontology annotation, cellular component: membrane. Bases 78 to 1097 code for a protein of 339 amino acids.